Molecule: messenger RNA, 432 nt
Organism: Microdochium trichocladiopsis
Lineage: Eukaryota; Fungi; Ascomycota; Sordariomycetes; Xylariales; Microdochiaceae
Exons: 1
Coding region: 1-432 (143 amino acids)
Biological process (GO): regulation of DNA-templated transcription
Molecular function (GO): sequence-specific DNA binding; DNA-binding transcription factor activity
Source: RefSeq, a predicted model, not a curated record
AUGUCUGUCAAGUCCUUGUAUCAAUGGCUAGCGUUAAAAACGGAUGUCCAUGAUUUAAAGAAGUCAUCAUGGCAAAACAGUGUUAGGCACGCCUUGAGUUCAGAUGAUGGGUUUUGGAAUGACAAGGAAGAGAAGGUGUGGCGCGUCGACCCAAGCAGAACCGCAACACUGCACUAUAGUGAAAAUUGGCAGUACUUCCUUAAGGCUUUUCCCGGCUUUAUGGACGAUACAACCUUGUCUGUAUACCCGGCACUGUUAGAACAGCCAUCACCAUCCCACAAUGCCAGAUUUUAUCCCUUCGAAAAGGAUGUUUUUGGGGGAAACCUAGACGACGCCACUUAUAGAAACGUCUUGAAUGAGCUCAACACGAUCGAUCAAGACACUGAUGGACCUAUGAGCCUAAUUACGCAGAGCCACAAUUACCUAUUCUGA